AUGAAGGAAUCAAAAGAAUAUAUAAUUAAGAUUACAGGGACAGGUGAAGAAGCUCUUCCAAGUGACAUAGAAAGUGAGUCAGUUGUUGAAAUUGAUGCAAAGAAAGAGCAGGAUCUAGUGCAUAAAUUUGACCGAAAGCUAUUGCCAAUGUUUGCCGUAGUUUAUUUUCUAUCGUUCUUAGAUCGGGCAAAUAUUGGAAAUGCUAAAAUUGCGGGAAUGUAUGAACAAUUGAGUUUAAACGAUUCGCAGUAUUCUGUUGCUGUAUCCAUUUUCUAUGUUACUUACAUUCUUUGCGAAGUUCCAGCUGUAUUGAUGCUAAAAAAGCUCGGCCCCCAUCGCUUUUUAUGUGCUGUAAUAUGUUGUUGGUCUUUAGUAACUAUUUUCACUGCAUUUGUUAGAGAUUAUUGGUCUCUUGUUUUAUGUCGAUUGCUUCUUGGUGUUGAAGGUGCAUACUUCCCGGCAGUCCUGCUUAUGUUGUCUAUGGUCUAUAAGCGUGAAGAACAAACAAGACGCUUAAGUUACCUCUAUGUAUGUUCAUGCUUUUCGGGUGCAUUUGGUGGUUUAAUAGCUACAGGUAUUACAAAUAUUAAACCUACCGGCAUGAUGGAUAGUUGGUCGUGGUUAUAUAUUAUUGAGGGUUGUCUUUCCUUUAUCGCUGCGUGGUGGAUAUUUUUUUGUUUGCCAGAUGAUCCUGCUAACGCCAAUUUUUUAAAUGAAGAAGAGAAAGAUAUUAUGAAAAUCAGGGAAGAGCAAAGGAAGCAAUAUAUGGGGAGUUCCAAAUUUGAUAAAAAAGAAUUUUUCCUUGCAUUAAAGGAUCCUAAAUUAUUCAUUUCUUGCACAAUUCAAUUCUGUGUUGACGUGGUUUUAUACGGUUAUGCAACAUUUUUACCCUCCAUUUUAAAGCUCCAAUUAGGAUUUGAUUCGAUGAAAGCUCAAUAUAUGACAGUUCCUGUUUACACGGUAGCAGCAAUAUCUGUUUAUUCUUUUUCGUUUUUAUCUGACAAAAAGAACGUUAAAUCUCAAAUAAUUUUCGGUGUCAAUGGCAUGGGCAUGGUUGGCUAUAUUAUACUUUUAACUUCAUCAUCUGCGGGUGCAAAUUAUUUUGCAACCUUUUUAAUUGCUAUUCCAUUAUACACUUCUGUUGCAUUGAAUAUUACUUGGCUUAAUAAUAAUAUGGCACCACAUUACAGGCGUGCGACUGCCCUUGGGUUCAAUCAAACAUUUGGAAAUUUAGCCGGUGUUGUUGCGGGUCAAGUUUAUAGAGCACCUCCUUAUAAGCUAGGAAAUGGGUUCUCAUUAGGCUGCACUGUUGUUGCAAUGAUUUUUACAUCUAUAAUGCAUGUAUAUUUGAGGUCCCAAAAUAAAGAAAAAGAAGCCAUUAUGAAUGGAGAUAAUGAAGAUAAGAAGGUGGAUAGAACAGGAUGCGAUAGUCUUGAUUUCACUUAUGUUUAUUGA
Molecule: messenger RNA, 1455 nt
Organism: Debaryomyces fabryi
Lineage: Eukaryota; Fungi; Ascomycota; Pichiomycetes; Serinales; Debaryomycetaceae
Product: allantoate permease family MFS transporter
Exons: 1
Coding region: 1-1455 (484 amino acids)
Biological process (GO): transmembrane transport
Cellular component (GO): membrane
Molecular function (GO): transmembrane transporter activity
Source: RefSeq, a predicted model, not a curated record